GUUGAAAAAAGAGAGAGAAAGAUUAAGGAACAGGGGGCGCCACCCACUGACGAGAUUAAGGCCCCCAAAACCCUCCAUAAUCUCUCUCUGUUUCUUCUAUCUCGCCCCCAUUUGUCUCCCUUAGGACGCCGUAACGGAGCCCCGCGAAACGCCGUUAUCCACCUCAGCAGCGUCAGCUCGAUCAGCCUGUUUCCCUCUCCCGACGACGACGACGACGACGCCGCCGCCGCCGCCUCCAUGGCCGCGGAGCAGCUGAGCCUGGGGCCGGCCGCGGCUAGCGGCGUGGCCAACGGCGUCGAUGGGCGGGCGGCCGGGGACGGCGGGGACGACGGCGGCGGAGGAGGAGGAGGAGGGGGGAGGGCGCCGAGGCUGCCGCGGUGGACGAGGCAGGAGAUACUGGUGCUCAUACAGGGGAAGAGGGUGGCGGAGACGCGGGUCAGGAGGGGCCGGGUCGGCGGGUCGGCGUUCGGGUCGGGGCAGGUGGAGCCGAAGUGGGCGUCGGUCUCCUCGUACUGCAAGCGGCACGGGGUUAACCGGGGGCCGGUCCAGUGCCGGAAGCGGUGGAGCAACCUCGCCGGCGAUUACAAGAAGAUCAAGGAGUGGGAGGCCAGGACCCGGGACGAGACGGAGUCGUUCUGGGUCAUGAGGAACGACCUCCGGCGGGAGAGGAAGUUGCCCGGGUUCUUCGACAGGGAGGUUUACGACAUCCUCGACCACCAGGGUUCGUCUUCGUCGGCGGCUAAGGCGGUUGCCGAGGGCCCUCCGGAGGCGGAACUGGCCCUCGCUCUUGCUCCGGCUUCGGCGGCGACGGCGGAUGACGACGAGGGCGAGGAGGAGAGAGAGGUCGUGUUCGACAGCGGCCGGAGCGCCGCCGCGGAGGACGGGCUAUUUUCGGAUUUCGAGCAGGAUGAUGGCGGCGGGGGAGGCGAAACCCCUGACAAGGAGGUGGAGACGCCGGUCCGAGCGACCGAUGCGGCGCCGGCGGCCGUGGUGCCGAUCUCGGAGAAGCAGUACGAGCCAGUCCUCCGAGGAUCUCAAGGGCCAGGCGCAGGACACGAGAAACAGCCACCGCCGUCGAAUCCGGAGAUAGCUUCCACGUCUGCGGAUGCGCGGAAACGGAAACAGCCGACAUCAGAAGCGGACGAGGAGCCGCUCGGGAUGCGGUAUCGCCUGAUCGACGUUCUAGAGAGAAACGGCAAAUUGCUGACGGCUCAACUCGAGGCUCAGAACAAUAAUCUUCAGCUGGAUAGAGACCAAAGGCAAGACCACGCCAACGGCUUGCUUGCCGCCCUCAACAAGCUUGCCGACGCCGUGGGAAGAAUCGCCGAUAAGUUAUAGCAGAUGGUCGGGGCGGGAUCGGCGGCAGCGCUUGUUGGGUGUGUACAUAGGAGCAGUUGUCCUCCGAUGAGGGUCUUGGGAGAUCGUUAGACGGAGGACAAAAGAAGUGAAGGGUAGCGAUUGAAACUAGUGAUAGAGGUAGUGAUUAUUUACCAGAAUUCUCAUGCUUUCUUAUUCAUCAAAACUUGUUCUUUUCUUUUUCCCUAUGUAUCUGCGUAAAGGGCUGCGGCAUGCAGUUUUUGACAAUCUGUUGUUACGUCCUUUUCCGCAGAGAUUAUAAUAAUAAAUAUGGAGAUUAGCAAUUUCAA
Molecule: messenger RNA, 1646 nt
Organism: Rhodamnia argentea
Lineage: Eukaryota; Viridiplantae; Streptophyta; Magnoliopsida; Myrtales; Myrtaceae
Product: trihelix transcription factor ASR3
Exons: 3
Coding region: 238-1338 (366 amino acids)
Source: RefSeq, a predicted model, not a curated record